Kogia breviceps (pygmy sperm whale) is the source of this 1589-nucleotide messenger RNA. Its product is annotated as transmembrane epididymal protein 1-like. Lineage: Eukaryota; Metazoa; Chordata; Mammalia; Artiodactyla; Physeteridae. The record is from RefSeq and is a predicted model, not a curated record.
AACAUCAGAGUAAUUGGGCUGUGUAUGUUUAUUUGUGGCUCUUAAGACUAUUUAUGCCCAGAAGAGCACAUUUGUAGCUAGAAUUUGUAUGAGGUUAUAUGUGAGGAAUCUUAAGGGAUUUACCCUAUAUUGUGUGUUCUCCUUGCUGUCUCUGAGUACUUGCUUGUGGUCUGUGAAUUUGGGAGGGAAGUAUGGAAGGUAGAAAUGGGGACAAGGGGAAGGAGCGGCAAAGGAGGGCCUAUGGCAUUGUCUCUGAGAAGGAGACACGCUCAAGCAUUGUGCUGGCGAAUCUGCCUAUUUCUUCAUCCGGCAAUGGUUGGUUAGCUAUCAAUGAACCAGAGCAGAAGACCAGAACGGAAAGCAUGACACCCACCCCAAAAACAGUUUGGGUUUUCUCCAAAACCAUUUUCCUUCUGUAUGUGGAGGCAAUGAGCUGAACAGAGAAUAUAAGUAGACUUCAAGAAGCCCCCUCCACACUCUAGAGCCUGACGUGGCCACUCCGGAGCCUCUUGUCUCUGCCAGUGCUCAGAGCCUCCUUCAGUCUCAUGGGCGGCUUUGAAGGUCAUCUGUACCCAGGACUGUCUCUCUUCUUCUAUGGACUUUAUCACGCACGACUCGUCUCCAGGGCCUUGAUAUGCAACGACCCCGUCCAGUAUCUGCCACGCCGUCCCUGGAGCAAAGGAAGAUGGGCGAGGCUGCAGCAAAUACACUAUGUGGGACUGGCGAAGAUAUUGAGCUCCUUCAUUUUAGUAGCCCAAGAACUGCAUAACAUCCAAGGGCAGUUUGUACUGAUCAGCAAGAUAUAUCACCAGAGAAACUUUUUGUACCACAAACAGUGGCAGCAUCUCACUCUCUACACCACCUUCUUCCUGAGUGGGUGUGUAGAUGUGGUGAGCCAGAACCUGCUGCCCCAGAGGUCGCCUGUCCUGGAACAAGGCGCCCAGGGCCUGGCCAUGUUUCUGAUUCUGCCCCUGAUGGUGUCUCACCUGCAGGACUCAGAAGGAGUGGAGCUGCAGUGUCACGUCCUGCUCACCCAGGCCUUGUUCCUGCUGCUGCUGGGGGUCAUCGCUGAGCUGUGGGCUCCCAACGUGCGGUGGCUCUGGGUGAUGAAGGCCUUUUUGUAUAUGAUUACAGGCUCCUGGCUGAUCCAGAUAGGCUUUAUCCUGUACAAACCAAUCUCUGGCCAUAAAUGGAUGGACGAUGAUAAAAAUGAUAUUUUAUUUGUCACCAUCUUCUUCUGCUGGCACGUGGCUUUCGUUGCCGUUGUGAUCAUCUGGAUCUACGGCGUCUCCUUUUUGUGGUAUUGUUACAUUUGCUGAUGUCUGAAGCAGGUGAGCCCGGAAGGGUUCCUCUCACCUGCACAUUCUGGAACACCUUGAGGAGAAGUUGUGGGAAGAGGAACUGUCAGAGAGGGAGACCAAGUGUCUAUCCUUCAGAGGUGCCACCGAGGCAGCUCACUCCGCUAGGAGGGGCCUACAGCUCUCUACUCUUUCAGCUUCUUUCAGUCUCGUUUGCUAAGCAGUGAGCAGAGAAAAGGCAAAUGAACCCAGGAGGCAAGUUACUAUGGCCUUAACUUUCAACUCCCCAAG